UUCGGCUAAGAAACACACAUGAAAUCCUAUAGAAUGUACCCAAAAAAGAGCCUCCAAUAUAUACACACACAUUCUCAGACAGCUGAAAGCAGCAUUUGUUGCCAGCACGAGGCUUGAGCAACAGUCCUACAGCCAGCAAAAUUGACUUUUUUUUUCUUCAGGGGGACUUUUUGUAGCUUCGGUUUCAAAGCUGCUACUAGGGAUCUCCGGUGGAAUUUUGAGCUGGGGUUUGAUGGGGUAUUUGAAGACGGGGAUCUUUUUUCUAGCUGUUUUAGGUCAGUACAGUAGAUUGGUGAAUAUUUCUUAGAGCGAGAUUGGUUGAAGGGCGUGUCAAUAGGUGCAUGGGAGGGAUGGAGCUGGCUCUUGGAAAAGCACCAGUAGUGAUUGGAAAGUCUUUCAUCUGAGGUCGGAGAUGGGUGAAGGAACUUGUUGCGACAAGUGUUUGAUGUGGUGAAGAAGAAAAGGCCUCCAGAUUCAUCCAGGAGAAGCCACCAUUUCCAACCAGUGCUUUCGUGAAUGGAAUCAGACAUGGUUAUCCAUAAUGGAGGAUGUCAUUGCAGGAGAGUAAGGUGGCGAGUCCAAGCACCAAGUAGUGUUGUCGCUUGGAACUGCAACUGUUCUGAUUGUUCCAUGAGGGGAAACAUUCAGUUCAUUGUCCCUUCUGAAAAGUUUGAGCUUCUUGGAGAUUCCAAAGAAUUUCUUACAACCUACACUUUUGGCACACAUACAGCAAAGCACACAUUCUGUAAGUUCUGUGGCAUAACUUCGUUUUACGUUCCACGAUCACAUCCAGAUGGGGUUUCAAUUACUUACAGAUGUGUUGACCCUGGGACUCUCACUCAUGUUGAGAUUAAGCACUUUGAUGGGCAGAAUUGGGAAAGGUCAUACAAUCAGACAUUUGCUUCAUGCUCUCAAGGUGCAGGCUGCUGAAGUGUCGUUCUUUCUACCACCACUCUGCUCUCCUUCCCUCCCUAAAGUAGUACAAUAUUAUGGAAAAACCUUUGUGAUAUCGCUCUUUGGAACAUUCUCAAAGUUGGAAAAUAAAAUUAGCUAUGUUAGUUAGCUAAUUGAUUGGUAUAAGGGAUAUUACUUUUUUUCAUGGAAAUAUAUUUAAUUUUAAUAA
This is a messenger RNA of Populus nigra (black poplar), 1123 nucleotides long. RefSeq lists its product as uncharacterized. Lineage: Eukaryota; Viridiplantae; Streptophyta; Magnoliopsida; Malpighiales; Salicaceae. Bases 517 to 930 code for a protein of 137 amino acids. The record is from RefSeq and is a predicted model, not a curated record. The transcript is spliced from 3 exons. Gene Ontology annotation, molecular function: carbon-sulfur lyase activity.